AAGUUACGAAAACAAAAAAAUUUUGUAACCAAAGAAAAGGGACAAAAGUUAAGUUUUAACUCUAGUAUGUUCAAUGUGACGGGAAAAUAAGGCAAGAAAAUGAAGCUGGAGCUGUUAAUUACAUUUUUCAUUACAGUGCACAUGAUUUGUGUUACUAAAGCCAACAUAUUUCAUGAUUUGGAAGACAAAGUACGGGAAGGAAAGGAACGCGGCGGAUGUAUUAUCCCUGAGAGUUGGCAGGAAUUCCGGUGUGAUGUAGAUCCUGUAAAAUCAAUAAUUCCGGAGGAAACAAAAUGCACUGUUAUGAAUGAUAAUGUAGAUUUUUCAAAGUAUGGUUGCGACAGUGGAAUGCUUGUUGCAAUGCAACACACGAGUAAAGGUACGAGUGGACAUGCCGUUCCAAAGUUUGGAUUCCUUGCUUUAUUAGGCGUUGUUGCCAAUGUGAUUGGUAUCGCUGCUGGUAGUGUUGGAAUAGUUUGUGCAUUUACAGAUUGUAAUCCUAGUGAUAGUAGCAGUGGAGGAACAUCAGCUGCAAAUAAACCACCUACAAUAAUAUGUCCGACUAUUCCUGACCAAACAGCUGAUAAACUAAAAGAAACCGUAAAAGUGACUUGGACUGAACCAACAGCAACUGAUCCUGAAGGACAAACUGUAGAUAUUUCCAUAUCCGGUGAACCAUCUGGAUCUGAAUUUGGAAGUGGAAGUCAUGCUAUUCUGUAUACGGCUACUGAUAAUGUUGGUAGUAAAGACACUUGUGAAAUUCGAUUUACAGUGAAAGAAUGA
This is a messenger RNA of Mytilus trossulus (common blue mussel), 783 nucleotides long. RefSeq names its product hyalin-like. Lineage: Eukaryota; Metazoa; Mollusca; Bivalvia; Mytilida; Mytilidae. The transcript has 7 exons. Bases 100 to 783 code for a protein of 227 amino acids. The record is from RefSeq and is a predicted model, not a curated record.